Molecule: messenger RNA, 2878 nt
Organism: Pseudopipra pipra
Lineage: Eukaryota; Metazoa; Chordata; Aves; Passeriformes; Pipridae
Gene: POLR3G
Product: RNA polymerase III subunit G
Exons: 9
Coding region: 580-1311 (243 amino acids)
Biological process (GO): cell population proliferation; transcription by RNA polymerase III
Cellular component (GO): RNA polymerase III complex
Source: RefSeq, a predicted model, not a curated record
GAAGCGGCGGAGCCGCGAAGGAUCGGUGGGCUUGGCUGCGGUGUGAGGGGGCGAACGGGUUGAAUCCCCUUCCCUGCCGGGGCAGUACCCGGGGGAGGCGGCUGAGACUCGCCCUCGGGUGGGGGGAUAAAGCCAAAACGCCCUGGGCCCUUCAGGGACUCCUGACGGGAGUGGCGGGCGGUCAGCGAGGGGAGAGGGAGCGGGAAAGGGACGGAGAGGAGCCGAGAGGCGUAUCCUCACACGGCAGGGAUUAGUGACCGUCGUGACAAACCCGUUUACCUUCAGGGACGUCAGAUUAAAAAAAAAUAAACACCCACAAAAACUUAGUAUCUAAAGUUCGGUCCUUUCUUCUGUAUAUGCUCUUCCCUUCAACUGAUUGCAUCUCCUUGUGAAAUGCAAGGGUCUACGAUCCACAAAACACAAUCGGGUGAUUCGUUCUGAGGAUACCGGGAACCCGUGGGUGCUCAGCCUCCUCCCGUCCGCUGCCGUCCGUCCAGCCGCCUCGCAGCUGCCAGGGAUCCCGAUUCCAGAGGCCUUUCCCUCCCCAAGGCAUCGGCUGCCUUCCCCUGAUACCUCCAAAUGGCUGGGUCAGGUAGAGGAAGAGGACGUGCUUCGUUUACCUUCAACAUUGAGGCUAUUGGAUUUGGUAACGGUGCAGCUCUACCUGAUGUCAUCUGUAAGCCUCCACUACCAUUUCCAAGUACAGACAAUAAGCCAGUGCCUCUGAAAACAGGAGAAGGUGAAGACUACAUGUUGGCCUUAAAACAAGAUCUUAGAGGAACUAUGAAAAGAAUGCCGUACUUUUUGACAGUAGAAGAACAACAUCAAGCAAUUGAGAGGUACAGUCAAAAGUACCAGGACAGUGAAAAGGAGCAGACAACAUGGAUUCCAGAUUGGAGAAGACUCCCAAGAGAGAUGAAACCAAAGAAGACAACCAAAAAAGGUGCAAAACCAAAAAAGGCAAAAAACUUCGAGCCUAAAAGUAAUCUGGAUGUGAUAAAAAAAAUUGAGGAGUUGGAAAAGAAGGAUGAUGAAGAAGAAAAAUCUGAAGAUGAGAAAGACAAAACAAAAGACAAAGAAGGUGAAGAUGAUGAAGAAGCAGAAGAACCAGAUGAGUAUGAUGAAGAGGAACACGAAGAGGUAUCAGAACUUCAUUGCAGUAUUUUCCUUUUUCUUUGCCAAGAAAAUAAAAUCUACUACUGUUUUAAAAGGAAAAUGACUACAUUUCCUCCUAUUUUGACGAUGGAGAUGACUUUGGUGCUGACAGUGAUGACAAUAUGGAUGAAGCAACAUACUAACUGUGGUUGCUAGGUGCUACACUGCUCAAGCCUUACACUACUUGAAGUAGAAUUCUGGAGGUAGGCUGAAUAUCAACAGACCUAAUGCUUUAGCUCCAUUGGUUUUAAGCAGACUCUCCAAAACCACAUUGGAGUUUAGUUGUAUUAUGCUGUAAAAGAGGAUAUGAGAUCCUUUGUUUUGUUCUUUUGCCAAGUGUUUUGCAGAUAUGCGCCUUUUUAAGGUCUUCUGGAAUGCCUCCUGAUGGAGUAAGCUAUAUGCCAUUGUGUCACCUCUGCACAGAAAAAGAAUGUAUGCAUUUUACUUGAAAUUGUGCCUAAGCAUUUGCACUAGUCAGUUCUGUGCCUCAGCAGUGAAAUCUUGAAACCAGUCAUGAAAUUCUUGAUGACUGCAGCAAAAGAGAUAUGGCCUUUAUGGACAUAAACUGCUUGCAUUUGGCAGCUGACUUCUGUGAAGAAGCUUAUGUAACUUCUGAGUUCAGGUGACUAGAAAUAAUUGAUGACUAAGCACUUUAAUAUAAACUGACUUGAAAAAACCUUAGAAAUAUAGACAAACAAUAUGACAGUAAUUUGAAAAGCCAUUAUUGUAGUUAGAAGAAUACAUUGCCUUUAGUAUUUUGGUAAAAUGUAUUACAUUACCUUUAUGAAUCACCUUAAGUCAUAAUUAAGGACAAUUUGAUUUAAAAAGAAUAUAUGGCAGAGGUUAGGAAAUUACAAAAUCCUGGUUUCACCAGUUAGUGAAAAUUUCAGUCCUUUGCCUCAGUUUCUCUGCCUGUUACAGUCUUUCUUACCUCACAGAGCUGUUAAGUGAGAAGGCAGAUGAUAUGUAUCUAUGUAAUUGUUAAUGCAUUUCUUUACUUCCUACAGAACAAACAAGACAGAAACAGAGAGCAAAUCAAUAGAAAAUAAAACCCAAAAAUGUAAGAAAAGAAUGUGGUGCAGUAUUUUAAUGCAUGAGGUUUUAAUUAGAAAAGCAAGGGGAGAAUGCUAAGAAUAGCAAAACCAGAAUGUUUGGAAACAUCAGUUUUAUUUAAGAACAAAAGUUGAAGUUUUGAAAAUUUAUUACUGAGUUUGAAUAAUACAGUAACAGUGCAUUCUUUGUGUCAUCUUUUGAUGGUACAAAAUAUUAUUGGUCAGUAUAAUUACAUUACUAUUGAUUGUUGUAGUUUUUUGGGUUUGGUUUUUUUUGGAAUUUUUUUUUUUUUUUUUUUACUUUCUUAAAACAUGUUCCUGUUAACUAGUGCUGUUACUGGCUCUAAUGAAAAGUUUUAAACAAAACCAAUUCUUUUUAUCAGCAAAGGAAACUACAGUAGUUUUCCUUGCAUGUCUGGCAUUCUGUCAAGGAGUACUUCACCUCACUUGACUGGGAAACAGUUCUGCAUUAUUCUGUGCACUUCUAUAUGCAGUAAGAAUUUAGUCCUUAAUGUGUAGCUUUUAAAUGUUCUGAUAAAAUACGUAUCAUAUGUAAAGGAAAUUAAACUUAAAUGCUAUGCAGGUCACACCUCAGAGGUAUACCACUUUUAUUUUGAAGUGUUUAUUGACUACAAAUGUUUAAUAAAGAUUCUACUGCAUUGCAUAGGAAA